AUGGAGGGGCUGCGGCGCGGGCUGUCGCGCUGGAAGCGCUACCACAUCAAGGUGCACCUGGCCGACGAGGCGCUGCUGCUGCCGCUGACGGUGCGGCCGCGAGACACGCUCAGCGACCUGCGCGCCCAGCUUGUGGGCCAGGGCGUGAGCUCCUGGAAGCGCACCUUCUAUUACAACGCGCGGCCGCUCGACGACCACCAGACUGUGCGCGACGUGCACCUGCAGGACGGCUCGGUGCUGCUGCUCGUCAGCGACCCCAGGUGGCCGGGAGGAGGGGGCGAGCGCGGGCGGGGGGGCCCUGGCUGCCUCCGGGGCCUGCGUCGGGGGACAGGCCAGAGGGCGCCCGUGAGCACCUGA
Messenger RNA from Loxodonta africana (African savanna elephant), 357 nucleotides. RefSeq names its product TINCR ubiquitin domain containing (gene TINCR). The transcript has 2 exons. The coding region runs from base 1 to 357 and encodes 118 amino acids. The record is from RefSeq and is a predicted model, not a curated record. NCBI's taxonomy places the organism in Eukaryota, Metazoa, Chordata, Mammalia, Proboscidea, Elephantidae. Gene Ontology annotation, molecular function: protein binding.